AUGGACAACAGAGCGCGCAGACAUCAGAAGACUCAACGUGACCACCGCGCCGCCGAGGUACAGGAAUCACUGCGAGCAGCACGCGCCGCUCGCACCGCACAAGAUGCCUCCUCGUCGUCCACACUCGCUUUGAGGCCCGCCGAUACUUCUGCUGCCCACGCCGGUGCUUCUGGGAGUUCAGUCAAUCCAUCUGCUGUUCACGUGGAUCUUUCUGCCACCCAAGCCGGCUCUUCUGCUACCCAAGCUGUCAGCAUAGUGCCUACUUACGCAAGUGCUACUCCCAUCCAAGCCUCUCACAAUGCUGCUUCUGCUAGUGCCACUCCCAACCCAGCCUCUCACACUGCUGCUACUGCUAGUGCCACUCCUAUCCACACUGGUGGUACCGCUAGUGCUACUCUUCCGUAUCCUUCUGGCCCUAUCCCCUUUCCCAACAUAUCUCCGUCUGAUCCUUUGUACCCCAUUACUCGACUAAUGAAACUUGUCGCAUUUCGAAAGGAAAUCAAACACAAUGCCGCCCACAUGCAUAAACAGAAUUUCCGACUUGCUCCGCACUCUACCCCAUAUAAGAGCGGCACCACAGCAAGAUCGUUCCAAGUUGCCUAG
Molecule: messenger RNA, 603 nt
Organism: Aureobasidium melanogenum CBS 110374
Lineage: Eukaryota; Fungi; Ascomycota; Dothideomycetes; Dothideales; Saccotheciaceae
Exons: 4
Coding region: 1-603 (200 amino acids)
Source: RefSeq, a predicted model, not a curated record